Molecule: messenger RNA, 1899 nt
Organism: Etheostoma cragini (Arkansas darter)
Lineage: Eukaryota; Metazoa; Chordata; Actinopteri; Perciformes; Percidae
Gene: slx4ip
Product: SLX4 interacting protein
Exons: 8
Coding region: 247-1542 (431 amino acids)
Source: RefSeq, a predicted model, not a curated record
GGUACUGUUCGAUAAACAAACUGAAGGUGCUGCUCUCUCAACUAAUUAAAAACUCAGUAACUACCCCGCACAGAGGGGGACAGUCGCCUUGCUAUUUUGUUACUUCGCCAAAAGCACUAACUCAUAGUGGCUUUGCAGUUGUUGGACUACAAACUGUACGCACUCAAGGUGACGUCAUCUCCUGUCGCCUCCUCGUCUGACAACAUUCAAAAGUAUUGGCGUAUACUGACUGCUGUGUUCACUGCAAUGGCUCCUCUCAAAUUUGUCAUCAAGUGUGGGAACUUUGCUGUGCUGGUGGAUCUCCACGUUCUGCCCCUGGGCGGCCAAGAGGACGCCAGCUGGUUCACUACAGACCACAUCGAGGAGGUUACAGCUCUGGUUCGUGAUGCUGUCGACCAGAGGGUUAAGCAGUACACAGAGUCCCUCCACAAUAGAAAACAGCCCAAACAGAAGAAGGAGCUGGCAUCUGCUUCAGCAUUUUUUGUGAAAGGGAAGAACUUCAACCUGGUCGCCAAUUUUCUGAAGCGGCACUUAAACCUCAGAUGUAUUGUCAAGCAGCUCUAUGGUGAUUUGCGUGUGUUUCCUGAACGCUAUGUUGUGUGUGUGAGCUGCCCAGAGGAUGCCUCAGCUCACCAUGGAAACCCGAGUCUGGCCGCGACGGAAUUUGGCGAACAAAGCCGAUCGGAAUAUUUUUCCAGACUGGGAGAAACCCAAGAGCCUUUAAACUGCCCCACAAAAACAAAGAAGACUGUGCUUCAAAAGAUAGCCAAACAAGCUAGUGUCCAGCAAGAGCUCUGUGGUUAUGGUUCCAGUAUGGGGGAACAGCAGAUGGACCAGAGAGCCUGUCCCCAAAAGCAAAAAAGGGAACUUAAAGCUGGAGAGUCAGAGUUCAGCUCUGGAUGGAAGGCAGUCCCAGAGGGAGACCACACCGGGCCUUGCCCCGGUACUUUAAAUGAAGCCGUGGCUCAGAUUGGGACUACUCAAAAGCAGGGUCUGACCCAGGAGCAGCAGGCUGAUUACAGUCCUCCAGACAGCAUCAACCCAAAUGGGGCCUCAGCAGUUUUCUGCCAACAUGAAAUCAGUCAGGAGACAAGAAAGAGCAAGAGGUGCAAGUCGAGCGAUGCAGGGGAAGACCCUCGCCCACAGAGGGCCAAGAGGACGUGCCUUGGAAGACCUCCAGCCACAAUCCAAACUCAAUCCACCGAGUGCUCCACACAAACAUCCAGGCAUGACCUUCUUCCUCUGCCACCCCUUCCUCUAGUCAAAGCCAAGGCAGAGUCCAAGGCUUUCCCUGUCUCCGAGCGCAAGAAAACCACACUGGAAGUAGAGCUGCUUACUCCAGGGAAACGGGCCCAGAGGCUCCCCCUCACAAGCAAUAACACGGCACAGACAAACCAAAACAGCCUGGCCGCAAGUCUGAGGGGCCUAUCUGUCAAGCCUGCAUCCUCAGGCUCCUCUAUUAGUUCCAGAUCCACACUCAGAGAGGAGUGGAGUGAAAAUGUGCCCAGAACCUCUAGAUUACGACGACUGAAGAGGUCCUGAGGGGGAGAGACAAGCUAUAGUAAAGAUGCCUGUCGCCACAGAGAUAGAGCUGAUAUUGUGUCAGGCUACAUGUUUUCCCUCACAUGACAUGCAUAUGUACACGUGUCACAUUUUACUACAAUAUCUAUUCUUUCACAUACACACACACAUUCACAGAUCAAAUGCUGAACAUAUUAUGGCAAUUGAUACAUGAGCGUUUGAGUUACGCUUUGUCAAAUACUUGAAACAGCCUCCACCCAUAAGUAGUGGUGGUCAAGAGAGGCUCGCAAAUGAAAGUCAAAAACCUUUAAUUGGAGUUUAGAUUUGGUUUUGUGUUAAAGAUUGGGGAUUUCAGACAGGCAGGAGCCAUGCAGUACG